AGUUUCUAGGCUCUUGCGAAGAGCUCAAAUAGGAGAAGAGACAAGAUGGCAAACGAAGCUGCAGCAGUUUCACCAGAAGAAGAGGAAUCGCCCAAGCAUCGUCAUGGCCUUCUAACACCAUCAAAUUCAAUUUCUCUUCCUAAUGUCACCUAUGUCGAUAUCUCUUCAAGAGCCGAAGAUAUUCAAGCUGGGUUGAUCGAUACGUUUCUCAAUCUCGAAAAGAUCGACAAGAACCUGUUUCUCGCUCGCCACCUACUGAAAGGUAGGAACUCUCUUCCAGUUGUGUAUGGCGGGCAGGUUAUCGGCCAGGCCCUUUCCGCUGCCACGGCCACCGUUGGCAGUGGAUUCCUUCCGAACAGUCUUCACAGUUACUUCGUCCAAGGUGGCAAUGUGAACAUGCCGAUACUUUACACGGUUGACCGCAUUCGUGACGGUAAAAGCUUUUGCACUCGACUAGUGAAGGCGGUACAAAGUGGAGACGCAAUCUUCACCGUGCAAAUCUCUUUCCAUAAGCCUGAGCCGGACUCAAUCAAGCACCAAGUCGAAAUGCCACAGGUUCCUGGGCCGGAUGGUCUGCUAGAUUGGAAUCAGCUCAUGGAACGAGCACAAAAGGAUCCUCAACUUCAUCCAGCUGCUGCAGCUAUCAUACGCUUCAAGCGCAAGGAAAUUCCUCCAGCGUUCUUUAGAAUCUUCACGUUCCGACCGGUGAAUUUUAACAACUUUUUGUCCCCACCCAAGCAGAGAAACAUGGAGCUAGAAAAGGACAGCUUCCGAUCGUAUGUAUGGAUUAGGGCUAACGAAAACAUUGGUGACGAUCCACGACUUCAUGUUGCUGCUGCGGCGUAUAUAUCUGAUGCCACUAUGAUUGAAACGGCACUAAGACCACAUAGCAGAAAAGGCUUUAUUCCUUCGAUGGCCCUAACCUUGGACCAUUCGAUCUGGAUGCAUAAUGGACAAUUCAGAGUUGAUGAAUGGCUUCUCUAUGAAAAUCACUCGACCAUAGCAAGUGGUGGUCGCACUUUGAUCGAGGGUAAACUCUGGACUCUUGAUGGUCGCCUGGUAUUCUCCACCGCUCAGGAAGCUCUCAUCCGUGCUCCAAAGGAAAAAUCAGCAGAGAAUGGGACCAAGUAACCGUAGCUUUCGCUAAGUUUUGCUUGCUUCGUAUCAGUAUUUUCCGAUCUCCUCUAGUCCCUUUAUCGCACUUCUGGUCAAGAUGGUUGUUACUUUAUUUACACUGAGCUUAUGCUUUAGCAUCUCUUGAUUAGCGCAAUUUGACCGAAUGACAUUUUUCAUGGCAUAAUGGAUAGGGUUAUACAUUGCAAUCAGAAUCUUAAGUAUAUGGGAAUUGAAAUUCACUUUAGAUGUGUUGACAUACUGUAUUGUGAGCUUAUGAUUAGUGCUAGGUAUAAUUUGGUUCAUGGAGGUUUUCGCUACUAGGCCACUAUUAUUCCCUCACUUCUUUCGAUAUGGUGAGA
Cylicocyclus nassatus is the source of this 1475-nucleotide messenger RNA. Lineage: Eukaryota; Metazoa; Nematoda; Chromadorea; Rhabditida; Strongylidae. The record is from the annotation of a GenBank genome assembly.